AUGUCGUCAGGUCAGAGACUAUCGAGGCAGCAGAAGGAGAAAUCAGUUGCGGAGACGUCGGCUCCGGCUAGGAAUCCUGACGGCGGUUGCAUCGGGGACCUCGAAUCGGCUCAUCAUACGGCGAUGAUGGAUACAGUCAAUUUGUCUCGCUCCCAGAGGCUUUUAGUCGCAGAUGCGACGAGGCUUGCGAGAGAAGGAAGUGAGAAUGUCGCUGUGAGGGACGCGACGGAGUACGAUCCUUUGGAAGACGACGAUUCUGAAGCCGAGUUGUUUCCGACGACCUUCUAUCCCGAAGGGAUUUUCGAGGAGCUUCCACGACUACAUCCUGACUUAUUGCGCCCUGCUUUUGUGGCUGGUCAAGAUUGGGACGGUGUGGAUGAGACUAAGUCGACCCCGAGGAGAGUGAAGAGGGUUCUUCGGGCCAAGAACGCUACAGGCGUGACCUUCCUCAUUCCUACGAAGGAGCAGAGGCCUUGGUCUCCUCCGAUCGGGUACCAAACGAUAUACGAGUCCUAUUUCCAGGAUGACACUCGCUGUUGGUUCCCCAUCCCGCGACUGAUCACCGCGUACGCUAGGCGGCGAGAUCUUGCGAUUAGUCAGUUACUGAACGGCUCGCUACGAUUAGCCGUCACCUUAUCAGUUCUGGCGGAGCAGAUUGAUAUGCCGAUGAGCGUCAGGUCGUUCGAGGAGAUGACCUCGAUAACCGACAUGAAAGACGGAACCUACUCGGUGAAGAUGCGACCAAACUGCAAUAUGUGCGCUGUUGGCCAUCCUACGUCUCCGGUCAAUCCCGAAGAUUUCCUGAAGAGCGUUCGAGCCGUCGCCUUGCUUCGAAUCUAUCGUUGGUCCGAGAUCACCGUCGAGAAGAUUUGUGAAUUUAAGGACCGGAUCGCUCGACGAGAGUGGAGAUCUGAUCUUUCGACAGUUCUUCCUAUUCGCACUAAGCGACUAGACAUCUUCCCGAGGGACAUCCAGAAACAAGUUUCCGAGGCAAAGAGGAUUGGAACUCUUCCUGACUUAAGCGCGAUGCUAGCUUCCCAGCUAGGGCUGACUAGCGGGCAAGGGCCCUCGACGGUGGUUCCUCGCGUUGAUGAGGUCCCCCCUUCCGAUGCUAGAAAUGCGGGGAAGGGUAAGAAAAGGAAGAGAGGUGGCUCGGGAGUCCAUGGGAGCGUUGAGGAGACGAGCGUCGCUCCUCCUUCUGGUGAGCCCCAGAAGAAGAAGAAGAAGAGAAGGACAAAGAAGAAGUCCGCUGACGAAGAGUCAGAGAAUCCCGAGGAACUGACUGAAAUAGGGGAGGGAGAUGUUCAGGAAGAAGAACUUCGACCCGAAGAAGAGGUUCUCGAAGGUGAGACCUCAGGAGAAAAAGACGACGAGGAGGAAGCCGUCGAAGAAGAGGAAUCCGAGGCUUCCCUCGGCGCUGCCCACUCGGCCGAUCCCGAAGAGGAGUCUGAGGGGUCGCCACUUCUGAUAAGGGGGCGCGGCGAUGAAGUUGGCAGCGAGGCGCGAUCUCCCGAUCCAAUAUCUCCUUACGAAAGGGCUCCGGCUCGUCCUAAUGACGGGGCCGUCCAGAUUGGUACCUCUUCUCGCGGUGACGCCGUCCUGAGGAGGGUUCCCGGAGUUAGCUUUCCCAAUAAGGUUGACUUUCAUUACGAGGGACCAGCUCCUUUGGCGUACGUUCCGGAGAAAUGCGGGGAACUCCUUCGUCAAUUAAGGGGAAGGGCGAAACCCCUGCCUGCUGUGAAGGACCUCAUCUUCGGGGGCGAGUACGAGGAGGCUGCGAGGGCCAAGCUGUUGCGUCAGUCUCUUAUGGUUUUCGUCGCUUCGCAUGUUCAGGGGGAUAGCGCGAUUAAUAUCGUGAUCGAAAAAUACGAUACUGCCCUGAAGGGAUCUUUGAAGGAACUCAAGCUCGGCGUAUUUCUUUUCUUGCUCGGCGAAUAUCUCGAUAGUGGCUUGCGAGAUGUCGGGAGACUUAACGGGUUAGUUACUCGCACUAUUGCUCGAAGGGACGAGCUCAAAGCUGAGUUAGAGGCAUCCCAAGGAGUCGUCCGUGAGCUUGAGCGAAAGAACGCCGAGCUUGAAAGUGAGAAGGCUUCACUCGCUGCAUCCCAUGAAAGAGAGAUGAGGCGCCUUAGAGAUUCCAGAAUCCUGGAAGUGACGAGGGAAAGAGGAAGAGAUGAGGCCGAGAUGGCCGCGAAAGAUAAUCUUCGCUUCGCUAAGAUUCGCUCCCGAGAAGAGCGACGAGGUCCUUACGAGGAGGCCCUGUUGCUUCAUAGCCAAGCCUUCGGAUCCAGGAAAUGCCUUGAGGCCUUAAAGAGGGCUGGGAGCGACAUCUCGCAAGCCACUAUCGAGAUAUUCGCCGAGCAAGAAAAGAAAUACGAGCAGGAAGCCGAGAAGCUCAAGGUGGGCGAGAUACCCGAGGGAGAUCUCACACUUUCUCCUCUUGUAUUGGACUCUCAGUUUGUGGAUGCUCGAUUCUUGGCGAGUCUCGAUCCGUAUGGGUCCAACGCUGGCUUGAUCGAUCCGGAGACUGCAGCGAGUCUUCACGUUCCGCCUACUCAUCCGACCAAAGAGUGA
Brassica napus (rape) is the source of this 2574-nucleotide messenger RNA. RefSeq names its product meiosis-specific protein ASY2-like. Bases 1 to 2574 code for a protein of 857 amino acids. The record is from RefSeq and is a predicted model, not a curated record. The transcript has 5 exons. NCBI's taxonomy places the organism in Eukaryota, Viridiplantae, Streptophyta, Magnoliopsida, Brassicales, Brassicaceae.